ACAGCAAACAUGGCGGCGUCAGACGUCCACGUCCGAAUAUGCGAACAAGAAAUACUUAAAUACGAUUUGGAAAUAAAGGCUCUCAUUCAGGAUGUCAAUGACUGCACAGGACCACAAAGUAGACUGACAGAUCUGAACUCUAAAGUGAAAGAGGGCUUCCACAACCUCAGGCUGAGGAUUCAGGAUCUGGAGCAAAUGGGCAUGGAGCAGGAUAAAGAAUCAGAGAAAAAGGCUUUAUUAAGCCAGGUGGAAGGACAUAGAAAACAGAUGCUUGGCAACCAGACAGCUUGGAGGAAAGCCAACCUAUCCAGCAAACUGUCAAUUGACAACUUGGAGAAAGAGGCACUUCUACAUGGAGGAGACAGUGAUUUAAGAAAAAGGAAGAUGACCAAAGAGGGUCUGGCCCAGACUUCCAGUGACAUCACAGAAAACUUAAUGAGCAUUAGCCGGAUGAUGGCUCAGCAGGUGCAGCAGAGCGAAGACACCAUGACCUCACUAGCAACCUCCUCAAGGACAGUCCAAGAAACCAAUGAGGAGUUCAAAGCCAUGACAGGGACCAUCCAGUUGGGAAGGAAACUCAUCACCAAGUACAACCGCAGGGAGCUCACUGAUAAACUGCUCAUAUUCCUGGCUGUGGCCCUCUUCCUUGCAACCGUCCUGUAUAUCCUGAAGAAGAGACUUUUCCCUUUCCUGUAAACUGGGCAAUCUCGAGGAUCGAAUGCUGGACAUAGUGUAUGCGGAGGUUUUGGAUCUGUCCAGGAUAACCAUGAUCUAUUUAAACACAGCUAUUGCAUUUCUGCUCUGUGGAAUGUCAUCCAUUCCCCGGGUUACGUUUUAUGCAGAAAAUGAUCAAAGAAAGCGUUGCACUCACUAGGGUAAUGCAGUGUUCUAUUUAUUGCUUAGUGUUCAGUCUACACAACCGUCAGACAAACGUGAUCAAUAACUCUGCCCCUAAAAAAAGAUGUACUUUUGAAGCAGACGUUUCUUAUGAGGUAUAUCUCUUGUUAGUGUGACAAUAAUGCUGUGCGUUGCUUGUUUUGAGGUCUGAUUUCAGAGAAAACAGAUGGCUGAUACAAAUGUUGUGAGAUCUCCUUUAAAAGCUCACUUUUUUAAAUUAUGUUUUUGCGUAAUCACCACUUUGGCCAUAUACACAGAUUGUUGAAGAAUUUUAAUAUGACUUCUGCUGCAAUUAGAAAUCAAGGCUGAUUUUCUCCCGUGGCUACAAGCACCCGACAGUCACGCAUAUACAAUGUGCAGUGAAACCCAUGUUAAGAUUUUGCAUCCUGCAAUGUUUUGCAUCAAAAACAAACACAGGCAAACAGAUUCUGAGUGAAAAUUUGGCCUCAAUGAAAUUAAUGUAAACAAAUUAAAAUGUACUCAGACUAAAAUGCUAUACGUGGAACCACAGUGAUCCUAAAGUUUUAAUUCCAGUUUGAGUCCUACCGUGUUCAAUUGACAUUCCAAUGUGUCAUGGCUCAUCAUGCACAUUUCUGCAUAAACAUAUAUCAUCUGUAAAUUUAUGGAGGGGAAAAACUCCCACUGCAGGUUUGGGACCAAUUUAAAUGGAUUUUUCAAAAAAUAAAAUAAAAUAAACAUGACCAGAA
This is a messenger RNA of Lampris incognitus (smalleye Pacific opah), 1604 nucleotides long. RefSeq names its product BCL2 interacting protein 1a (gene bnip1a). Gene Ontology annotation, cellular component: SNARE complex; endoplasmic reticulum. The transcript has 6 exons. Gene Ontology annotation, molecular function: SNAP receptor activity. NCBI's taxonomy places the organism in Eukaryota, Metazoa, Chordata, Actinopteri, Lampriformes, Lampridae. Bases 10 to 696 code for a protein of 228 amino acids. The record is from RefSeq and is a predicted model, not a curated record. Gene Ontology annotation, biological process: retrograde vesicle-mediated transport, Golgi to endoplasmic reticulum.